AGUCAGCAACUUUUGAAAUAGAAUAAUGUUUUUUUCGACCAGCUCUGGCAACAUUUUUUCCGUGCCGGCGGUUGUCGGAAUCCCCAACCCAUGUCGUGCAGCCAAGGGUGGCUUGCCCGUGGCACAAAGUAUUGAUUGAUUCGUCUUUCUCCACUGCUUCUCGCAGUUGUUAUGGUUCGUCUCAGGGGCCCCGUCUUGCCCUGCGGGAGAGCGCUGGUUUUGUACCAGCAUGCUGCUGAGCUGUUUUCUGGGCCAUCACUGACAACAGGCCGUCGCGUAAUCCGUCGGGAGCAUGAUGAUGAUGAUGAUGAUAAGAAUCGAUCGAUGAAAGCCUCCCCCUCUUCAAAGCCAGAGUCUGCUACAAAAAAUCCUGGAGGACUUGAGGACUUCGAUAUAGACGCUAGCGCGAGGACGACGCCGCUUGUAGAUGGUGGACCACCUUCGUCUCAGCAUGAAGAUAGAGCGGAGAGCUGGAAUGUAUAUGCACAUGCAGCCAAGCAGGGGCCCGAAGCACUAAGUACAGGAGGGAGAAGGCAAGUGCUUGGCGUUUCACGUCCCGAGCUGGAUCAGCCACGCAAUUAUGAGGCGCAUCAAGGAUUGAUCGAGGACGAUCGUGCACAUGAAUAUGUCGAUGUAGAGCUGGACACGCACGGCCACGGCACAAAACGAAAUUACAAUGUCGAAACGCUAACGCAUGGGACUACUGCCAAUCAGAGGUCGACUAGUGGUGUCAGAGCCAAGACGGACGAACAGCACAGCGCCGCCAGAGAAGAGUCCGCCACGUUGCUGGUCAGCAGAAGCGAUGCCGGUCGCCAGCAGGACUUUCCGAACGCGACCGCCGGCACUUCAAAUAAUUCCACGGGACACACAGAACUACACCAGCCAGAGCGCGCUGCAAGAAUCGGUGGUGUCGUCAUGGACUUAGAAGAUACUAGGGUAAAAAAUGCUGAUGCUGCCGAGAAUAAUUUGAAAUCGACACUGCCACUAGCGGCGGUGCCCACAGUCCCCGAGACAACACGCCGAGAUGAAGCAACUUCGGCUGCACCAAUCAACUCUACUAAGAAGCAGUCGCGAUUCUCUUCACCGCACGCCGCCUCUACGUCCUCCACGAGGAACGAAAGUCACUAUUUCAUCGCCCCUCUAUAUCACUUGGAUUCGAAACGGCGCCUCCAGAAUGCAAGCCGGGCAAGGACGAGCCCUGCUGCUUUGGAAGAAGAAGGUAGUCGGAUUGCUUCACCUGCUCAUGAAGAGUCUUUUCUACGCGACAAUAUUCAUGAUUUUCAGAGUCCUGAGGAGCAGACCUUGCGGACGAAGACGACAACAAAUCCGAGUUUAGCGCAGCCUUUUCGAGAUGCGACGUUGAGGGGUUCGCGAACGAAACAAGAUGAAGGACUGCGUGCACAGGAAGCCAACUAUGCCGCGCUCAGCUGGGGCUGUGGUAAUCUGGGCUGUUCAAGCAAACAGUUUGAUUGCUUAUGAAUGCGUAAGCAAUACGAGAGAAAAUGCGUGCGCGGGCCCUUCAAGUAGAAAGAACGAGUAAGGAACGACAAGAACGAGGCUGCAAGCAGUCGCGCGCCUCGACCUUGUCGCUGCAGUCAUUCCAUAAUUACGGUAGAAAAAUAGAUCGGGGCAGCGUUCUUUGUGCGGAGGAGAGUCAGAUGUUUUGGCUCUUCGCUCUUUGGCUCUUACGCACGAUGUCCCAGCACGCCGGGACCCGGCCCCGGUGCAGUAGCUAUAGCUUCAUUUUUUUUUCUUUUCUUUUCUGUUGCGGCUCUUUGCAGCAGAUUUUCAAUUCUACUCUCCGGGACCUGUGUGCGUUUCUCCUUCGCGUUCGAUGCUCGUCUCGCACUCGUUCUUCAGUGCAAUUUUUCGCUUGCGAACAUAUCUGCGCCUUUGCGCGUGGCCCCUUUUGCUCUAUGUCUCAGCCUUCGGCUGUGCUUGCAUGCGCUCGGUUGGUGGAUUAGCACCUGCGUGCACGACCUUCGAAAGGAGACCGCUGGGCCGUUGGUGUGGUCAAAUGGGUGAGCUCCGGCUACAGUGAUCUACCUAAGCUUCUAUUUUGAUUUUACGUUGCAACAUGUACGCAAGAAGCAGACCACGUUUGUGUACGCAUGGCCCUGUCGCCCACGGGACGCAGUGUUGAUUGACUAAAGAAGGGCACAGGCACUCCUCGGAGUUUAUGCGUCACGCAACAGUUGCGUGACACAUGAAGGAGCCAAAUGGUUAGGAACCUUGCCCCCCUGGCCUUGCGCCUCGGCGCAAAAGCCAAAUACCCUCCAGCUUCUUAGUUGCUGCUGGUGUUGGUGCAACGCAAGGAACUUGGAUUCCAAUAGUUUGUACUAUAUUUUUCGCACACAGCCGCGCCUGCAAUUUUUAUAAGCCAACUGGCUUAGGGCUAGGGGCGGAAGUCGAAGUGGAACAACGUCAAGACGACCACGCGGCCAUGGUCUUGCGGAAUCCGAGCGAAGAGGAUAAGGAUGAUACGGAGUUGCGGAAGAGGGAUGGCCCACACGAGGAAGACAUGCUGGACCUCGAUGGUGUUCCAGCAGCAGAUACGCCGCCGGAAGAGGACGCACGCGCAAGCACGGGCAACGAAACCCAAUCGGAAAACGCAGUGAUCGGUGGGGCAGGGCCAACCGUGGACGAGGAAGUUCUUGAACAAGGUAACGGCAACGAUAACGACCGCGAACCAGAAGCAUCCAUUCUCGAGGAGGAUUACCCUACCAUCUUCAAUGUGUGGGACGAAGACGAGGGAUAUUUUUAUCCAGAAAAGGACUAUGCUCUACUUGAACUUGAUGAUCUUCAAGAUAGCGACGAAGGUCAUGAUGACGACCGCUACACCACGUCGAAGUCGAACUGGAGUCGCACAAUAAACAAGACGAACACCUCCAGCAUUGGACGUGACAACAAACAGGAUAGCUUCUACCACCCACAGAGCCGGCCGUGGACUUCGUCGAGAAUCGUUGACACGCACAGGCAAGAUAGGGGCGCUCUUGUUCUGGGCGAGCAUAAAGAUAAAGCACCAUCACGCACCGUCGCUGGCGCGGGCGCCCCGGGAAGACCUGUUUCAUCGCCCAGCAGUGCUUCCCUGUCCUCCUUUUCCGCCAGCCACCUAGGAGGUGAAUGGGGCUACAGCGACCCUACAUGUCAGAAAAAAUCGCGCUCGUUUCCAUCGGGUUUGGCGGGUGGUGGCCUAGGUAGACGCCGCCACGGGGCAGACGAAUGGCAUGAGUACGACGAUGCGGGUAGGAGUGUGAAUCACCUCCCCACCCUUUUGAAUCACCUCCCCACGGAUCACCUCCCCAAGCGUAUCACCUCCCCACCUGCUCCCCCGUAUCACCUACUGUCAUGCUUGGCAUGCGUCAUAGGGUCCAUUAAAGGGCGUUUUCCCGUACUAUCUGCGCAUGACAGGUUUUUGCUGUAAUGCCAGACAAAUUUGUAAUGCUGUUCCUCCAAAAAAGUUACACCUACAAUAUUUUUUUCUCGGAUACCUAGCGCCGUGGCUCUUGAAGAACCCUGAAAGGCUGGAAUACAUGCAGGAAACACGGUAUCGAAUGCAAAAAUGUCUGGGUCUGGAAGAAUGCAACUUGUGAUGCUGCAUUUGGAUUCCAAAAAAAUCUGUAUUGCAUGAGCAGCAAAGGGAAUGCGAUUUUUGCUACGCGGAAAGGGCGUUUGUCAUGCGGAAUAGGCAUCGAGAUGCCCUCAAGCUCAAAACAGCUGUGAUGCUAGGGCAUGCAUCACAGACAUCAUGGCUCAUGCAGAACGUGCAUCACAAGUCUCAGAAUCUUCCAGAGCCAGAUGACAUAUUUGCAAUUCAUGCACGGAAAAGCGGAGCCAUACCGCAUCCCGGAGGGCGAAGAAGCUACGCGGCCGAAGAAGAUGAAAUGCAAGAAGCAGAGAAAAGAUUUGCAGACGAGGAAGAAAAUUUUUCGUCUCUAUGAGACUGCACAGCAAAAUCCGCUCUCCCCCUUUCAUUUGUCAUGCAAAUCAAUAAAUACGGCCAAAUCCCGCUGCUGCCGUCCCCUCAGCCUCAGGACACUUUUUGCAUGGCGGAUUCCGGAAAGAGCGGGGGCCAAAGCAGUACUUCCUACACCCGCCCGACCUUUCAAUGAGAACGCCUUGGAGUUGUGCACUAUCAUAAAAAUCAUCAUAUUUCCACCAUAGCCUCCCACCUCGCACCGCAGUCGUCGACCACGUCGUCCCUGGCAACACGAAGAUGAACGAUCCUGCGGAGAUGAUAGAAGAAGGCGAGCACUUCUAUCUAACAACUCCGGAGGUGCCCGUGCCGCCACGACGCCGCGCCGGAACGGGAGUCAUGGUGCCACCCGCGGGCCACCAAUCGAGGACGGGGUACCCAGUCUACACCAAAGCCCAGAAAACGAUACUACAGAAGCACUUUCUGAAUCUGCUGAACAAGGUGGCGGCAGCACAGGAAAGGGAAACCGAGCGGUGAUAUUGCCUAAGCUUAGUGAUUCAUUGCAUCCGAACGACACGACGCACUCACGAAAAAAGAAACGCAAAGAAAUUGUUCAUGCUUAUGCUUUCUUUUCAAAUAUACAACGCGAUUCUCCAACCAUACAAAAUGCCUUGCAAGUGAAGCUCCGGCGACGGUGUCGACGGCCACCCGUCGCGCGCGAAGC
Messenger RNA from Amoebophrya sp. A120, 4640 nucleotides. NCBI's taxonomy places the organism in Eukaryota, Dinophyceae, Syndiniales, Amoebophryaceae. The record is from the annotation of a GenBank genome assembly.